AUGAAUAAACCCCAGUCCUUGUAUUCCAUAAACAACGACUGGACAGUGGAUGACGAGUCGAAUAAACCACCGGCACCAAAAAUUAAGGCUUCGAGCAAGGGGUAUCAGUCAGACUCUUCCAUAUCGUGGAUUUGGGAAAAAGUGGAAGAUGAUUCGGAAAAUGAUUUGGACGACGACGUCGAGGAAGAUGAUGAUUCUAUUACCUCCAGUCCAUUGCCCAAGGACAAAGAACCCCAACAAAUGUCGACGAUAUGGGAUAUGAGUAUCGUCAAUAAUCACAGCGAUGACGAAGGACUCUAUUUCGAUCCUUCCUCCAACACUCUUGCGUUGAACGACAGAGCAAACGCCCCGAAGACACAGAAAAGGAACAGGUCCUUGUCGAACGCAUCGUUGCUGUCGUGUAGCAGCAGAUUUGAUAUGAAAGAAAAAAUGAACAAAUCCAGUUCCUCUUUGGUAUCUUGGGAGUGGAAGGACGUCGACGCCAAGGAUGAACAAGAAAUUAUGGAACAGUCGCGGGUUGGCCUGGAUCUAUCAAAGAAGGGUGUCAAAUUUAGCACGGUCAAUCACACCUAUGAGUACAUGACACUUGACGACUUUUCGGAGGAAGAGUUUGCCAAAUGCUUUUACAGUUCCCUCGAAACCAUGCUCCGGACGGAAGCCAGAAAUAAACUGAUUGACCGGAUCAAUAAUGGCAAGACGAAAAAUCCAGAAACCAUGCGGGGAUUGGAGUACUGGGUGCAGUGCACGAGCUCUCAAAUUGAUCAGCGGGUCGAUACGAUGAUUGAAAAGGUAAUGGACGAACAAGAUUUUCAAAUUGAAAGAGGAUCUUCCAAUCCGGAUGCCUUGGCGGAAUUGUCACUCUCCGUUUCAGCAGAAAGUACGGCAGUUGCCUUGAAGAUUGCGAAAAGGGAUGCCAAGUUGGCAAAAAAGGCGUAUCGAGAGUUGAUGGAAAAGGAGGAACAACAGGAAAUGGACCUGCGGACUUUGCGCUCGAAUGCCAGUACAGUCACGACAGCUGCGAUGUCCAGUGCGACAACUGUCAUUCUGCCUAAUAGUUUGGAUGACAGUGAAAGGAAGCCUGAAACAGAAAACAAAGGCGGUGACGAGAAUGCCAGUUUUUCGGGAUCGGAUCGGUCGGGAUCGGAUCGCAAGGAUGAAAAUGAGACAAAGGACCUGAGGAAAAUGAUGAAGAAACGGCAGUCCAGCAAGAAAUUGGAAAAGAAGUCAUCCCAACGGUCCUUAGCCAGUAUCUCCGAGCGCAAUGAGGACGAAACAAAGGAUCUUAGAAAAAGUAUGAAGAAAGGACAGUCCAGCAAGAAACUGGACAAAAGUGAAUCAUCUCAACGAUCCUUGAGCAGUAGCACGAAGAAGGAUGAAAAAGAGGCAAAGGAUCUUCGAAAAAUGAUGAAGAAACGACAGUCCAGCAAAAAAUUGGACAAGAAGCAACGCUCUUCGAUAUCCUUGGUCAAUAGUCCCGGUAAGGAUGAAAACGAGACAAAAGAUCUUAGAAAGAUGCUGAAGAAACGAGAAUCCAGCAAGAAAAUGGGAAAGAAGCAAUCAUCCCAAAGGUCCGUGGGCAGCAACGAUUCUAGCCCGUCGCACAAGUCUGCGUCUUCCAAGAAGAAUAAGAAGAGCAAAAGGAAGAGCCUAAACAAGGAUAAGGAGGAGGUAAUCGGAUUGCAGACAGAUUCCGAAAUCGGAGGGAGUGACCAAGGAAAAUCGCCCGAAUCUGCCACGAAAAAGAGCAAAAGGAGGAGCAUCAACAAGGUCAAGGAGGACGUAAUCGAAUUGCAGACAGAUUUCGAAAAUGAAACGAACGACCAAGGGAAAUCCCCGGACUCUGCCACAAAGAAGAAUCGAAGGUCCUCUGAUUCUGACAAGAAAAAGCAGAAGCGACGCUCCUCAGGCUCUGAUUUGAAGGUGAAGCAGAAGAAGAAGUCUGAUGACGGAAAGAUGAAAGGACAAAAUAGAAGGAUUUCUGCUCCGGAUAUCAAGAUCGUAAAGGAGAAGAGGCGGUCAUCCGCCGCAGACAUUAGCAGUGUUAAGGACAAACGACGAUCUUCAGCUCCCGCUGCCGUUCUCAAGCAAAAACGACGAUCUGCCUCAAGCAACAAGCAGCCGGAUCAAGAAGUAAGUUCCGAAUUAAAGUCGAGCCUAAGUUCUGCAGACGACGAAUACUUGGAGCAAACCAGAGAUCAAAGUACGGAUCAAAAUAAAGGGCAACGCGGCUUUUUAACGACCGAAGCUUACAAGGAAAUGGGAAGUUCCUGGUUCCACUUUUUGAGGGAUAGAGGGGAAAUCUCACCAUUGACACACCCAGAUUUGGAGCGAUGA
Messenger RNA from Cylindrotheca closterium, 2334 nucleotides. The record is from the annotation of a GenBank genome assembly. NCBI's taxonomy places the organism in Eukaryota, Bacillariophyta, Bacillariophyceae, Bacillariales, Bacillariaceae.